Messenger RNA from Eupeodes corollae, 5142 nucleotides. It is a transcript of the gene Duox, whose product is annotated as dual oxidase. The coding region runs from base 407 to 4978 and encodes 1523 amino acids. NCBI's taxonomy places the organism in Eukaryota, Metazoa, Arthropoda, Insecta, Diptera, Syrphidae. Gene Ontology annotation, molecular function: peroxidase activity; calcium ion binding; heme binding. Gene Ontology annotation, biological process: response to oxidative stress. The transcript is spliced from 14 exons. The record is from RefSeq and is a predicted model, not a curated record.
GUGAUCAGUUGGCAGUCAUCGGUAUCGGUUCGAUAAACGGUUAGAAGCUUAAAAGAUUGUGGAUAGGUAUAAACAUUUUUGUAAACGUGCGAUCUUGACGGGUUUUGCGGAGUGAAGAGAAAUCAAAAGUGAGUGAAAGAGAAAGAGAGGUGCGAUUGUGUAUAAUCGACUCGUAUAUUUAAAUUUUGUGAAAAUUUUCGAAAUCACAUUAUUUGGCGAGUGAAAAGCGUGUAACGAAUAAUAUGCUUUAACAAUUCGAUUUGAUAUUAUUACAUUAAUUUAAUAUUGCUUGUUAGUUUUGUGAAAUGUUUUUAAUUAAAAUAAAAACUAAAUUAUAAAUUCAGUGAAAAAUAUAUAAAAUAAGUGAAAAGUACAACACCAACAAAAUUAAAAUUAAAAUAAUAAAAUGAGUGUCUCAGAGUCGCCUUUUUUAAGGGGCUCAUCAAUAUCUUUGUUGCAUUCAACAAAGUUUAACAGUAUUAAUCAACUACUCAUUAUAUUUGGAAUAAUAGCUGUUUUUUGCCUGGAAGUUAGCAGUUAUGAAAAAAUCUACAGCCAAACAGAAAAACAACGCUAUGAUGGAUGGUAUAACAAUUUGGCACAUCCGGAUUGGGGGUCUGUUGACAGCCACUUGAUUCGUAAGGCACCUCCAUCGUAUUCCGAUGGGGUCUAUGCCAUGGCCGGCUCGAAUCGACCUUCAACUCGCCGCCUGAGUCGUCUAUUUAUGCGUGGUCGUGAUGGCUUGGCGUCGAAGUUCAAUCGAACCGCACUGUUGGCUUUCUUCGGACAAGUUGUGGCCAAUGAGAUUGUCAUGGCUUCAGAAUCCGGCUGUCCCAUCGAGAUGCAUCGCAUAGAAAUCGAGAAAUGUGACGAGAUGUACGACCGGGAAUGCCGCGGAGAUAAGUACAUUCCGUUCCAUAGGGCAGCAUAUGAUCGAAAUACCGGACAGAGUCCCAAUGCACCAAGAGAACAGAUAAAUCAAAUGACAGCAUGGAUUGAUGGCAGUUUCAUUUACAGCACCUCUGAAGCUUGGCUGAACGCGAUGCGAACAUUCCAAAACGGAACUCUACUUACAGAAAAAGGGGGUCAGAUGCCUGUGAGGAACACCAUGCGCGUGCCAUUGUUCAACAAUCCCGUGCCGAACGUCAUGAAAAUGCUCAGUCCUGAAAGAUUAUUCCUUCUUGGAGAUCCCCGCACAAAUCAAAACCCUGCCGUUUUGUCUUUUUCAAUUCUCUUCCUACGCUGGCAUAACACUGUGGCAAGACGAGUGAAGUCUCAACAUCCCGAUUGGAGUGAUGAAGAUAUAUUCCAACGUGCUCGUCGAAUCGUCGUUGCCAGUGUCCAAAAUGUAAUGCUCUAUGAAUACCUGCCAGCUUUCUUAGGAUCUGAGAUACCUCCGUAUGAAGGCUACAAGCAAGACGUUCACCCAGGUAUUGGGCAUGUUUUUCAAGCGGCCGCCUUUCGAUUUGGACACACAAUGAUCCCACCGGGAAUAUAUUUACGUGAUGGCCAGUGUAAUUAUAAAACCACUCCGAUGGGAUACCCUGCCAUAAGGUUGUGCUCGACUUGGUGGGAUUCAAGUGACUUUUUGACAGAUUCAACAAUUGAAGAGAUUCUCAUGGGCCUAGCUUCGCAGAUUUCCGAACGUGAAGAUCCUGUUUUGUGUUCUGACGUCAGGGACAAGCUCUUUGGUCCCAUGGAGUUCACUCGUCGAGAUUUAGGGGCUUUGAACAUUAUGCGCGGCAGAGACAACGGUUUGCCUGAUUAUAAUUCUGCCCGCAAAGCGUAUGGUCUUCCACCGAAGAAAGACUGGAUGGACAUCAACCCAGAACUGUUCGAGGAGCAACCGGAGUUAUUGAGAAUGCUCAUAUCUGCCUACAACAACCAGUUGGACGAUGUCGAUGUAUAUAUCGGAGGAAUGCUUGAAUCUUAUGGCCAACCAGGAGAACUCUUCACAAAAGUCAUAAAAGAGCAAUUCACACGUCUUCGAGAUGCCGAUCGGUUUUGGUUCGAAAACGAAAUGAAUGGAGUCUUCACUAAAGAAGAGAUUGCUGAGCUCCGGAAGAUCACCAUGUAUGAAAUUAUUGUCAAUAGUACUGAUAUUGGGCCAGAUGACAUUCAACGUGAUGUGUUUAUGUGGCACGAAGGCGAUCCAUGCCCUCAGCCGAUGCAACUUAAUGCCACCGAACUGGAGCCAUGUAACUAUUUGGAAGGUUAUGACUAUUUCGCUGGAUCAGAGCUUACGUUUAUCUACGUUUGUGUAUUUCUUGGAUUCGUGCCGAUUCUCUGUGCUGGAGCAGGCUACUGUGUGGUGAAACUUCAAAACAGCAAGCGCCGAAAGCUGAAGAUUCGCCAAGAGGCAUUGAGAUCGAAUCCGGGUCAUAAAGGCUCAGUGGACAAGAUGGUUGCUCGAGAGUGGCUUCAUGCCAACCACAAAAGAUUGGUGACAGUGAAGUUUGGACCGGAAUCAGCCAUAUACACUGUCGAUAGGAAGGGCGAGAAAUUGAGGACUUUCUGUGUCAAGACUGUCGAUGUCAUAACCGUGGAAGAGUCCGCAACUAAUCACAUCAAAAAGAAGCCGUAUAUUUUAUUGAGGGUUCCCAAUGAUCAUGAUCUAGUCCUGGAGCUGGAAUCUUAUGCUGCUCGUAGGAAGUUCGUCAAGAAGCUCGAGGACUUCUUAGUCCACCACAAAAAAGAGAUGACCCUCAUCGAAGUUAACAAAGAUAUUAUGCUUGCCCGAGCCGAAACCCGUGAGCGAAGACAAAAACGCCUUGAAUAUUUCUUCCGUGAAGCCUACGCCCUCACAUUUGGCCUGCGUCCAGGUGAACGACGUCGACGAUCAGAUGCCUCUUCCGACGGAGAGGUUAUGACUGUCAUGAGGACCAGCUUGUCGAAAGCUGAAUUUGCUGCUGCGUUGGGAAUGAAACCAAAUGAUAUGUUCGUAAGAAAAAUGUUCAACAUCGUCGAUAAGGAUCAAGAUGGGAGAAUUUCCUUCCAGGAGUUCCUCGAGACAGUGGUUCUAUUUUCGAGGGGUAAGACCGAUGACAAGCUUCGCAUUAUCUUCGAUAUGUGUGAUAACGAUCGUAAUGGCGUCAUCGAUAAGGGAGAGCUCAGUGAAAUGAUGAGAUCUUUGGUUGAGAUUGCAAGAACCACAAGUCUUGGAGACGAUCAAGUCACCGAAUUGAUCGAUGGAAUGUUCCAAGAUGUAGGACUUGAACAUAAGAAUCACUUAACUUAUCAGGACUUCAAACUCAUGAUGAAGGAAUACAAGGGUGAUUUUGUGGCCAUUGGGCUUGAUUGCAAGGGAGCCAAACAAAAUUUCUUAGACACUUCGACUAAUGUGGCCAGAAUGACAUCAUUCCAUAUCGAACCGAUGCAAGAUAAGCCUCGUCAUUGGUUGCAAGAGAAAUGGGAUUGCUACAUAACAUUUUUGGAAGAGAAUCGUCAAAAUAUAUUCUACUUAUUUUUAUUCUAUGUGAUUACUAUCGUGCUGUUUGUCGAGAGAUUUAUUCACUACUCAUUUAUGGCUGAACACACCGAUUUAAGGCAUAUCAUGGGCGUUGGAAUUGCCAUCACAAGAGGCUCUGCAGCGUCAUUGUCUUUCUGUUACUCGUUGCUCCUAUUGACCAUGUCAAGAAAUCUUAUAACAAAGCUCAAGGAAUUCCCAAUCCAGCAAUACAUUCCACUGGAUUCUCACAUUCAAUUCCAUAAGAUCGCCGCUUGUACAGCUCUAUUCUUCUCAAUUCUUCAUUCCCUGGGCCAUAUUGUCAACUUCUACCACGUUUCCACACAAUCACAUGAGAAUCUUAGAUGUCUUACUCGAGAAGUGCACUUUGCUUCAGACUAUAAGCCUGAUAUAACCUUCUGGCUCUUUCAAACUGUUACUGGUACCACUGGAGUAAUGCUCUUCAUCAUCAUGUGCAUCAUAUUUGUCUUUGCUCAUCCAACAAUCCGCAAGCGAGCCUAUAACUUCUUCUGGAACAUGCAUUCCUUGUAUGUUCUGCUUUAUAUGCUGAGUUUGAUUCAUGGAUUGGCACGAUUGACUGGACCUCCCAGAUUUUGGAUGUUCUUCCUUGGACCCGGGAUUAUUUAUACUCUAGACAAGAUUGUUUCACUUCGAACCAAGUACAUGGCUCUAGAUGUCAUGGAAACCGACCUUCUGCCAUCGGAUGUGAUCAAAAUAAAGUUCUACCGUCCACCAAAUCUAAAAUAUCUCUCCGGACAGUGGGUUCGUUUAUCUUGCACUGCCUUCCGACCAAAUGAAAUGCACAGCUUCACACUAACUUCGGCACCUCAUGAGAACUUCCUAAGUUGUCAUAUCAAAGCUCAAGGCCCCUGGACAUGGAAACUUCGAAACUACUUUGAUCCCUGCAACUAUAAUGCCGAAGAUCAACCGAAAAUCCGGAUCGAAGGACCAUUCGGUGGGGGUAAUCAAGAUUGGUAUAAGUUUGAAGUUGCCGUUAUGGUUGGUGGCGGCAUUGGAGUCACGCCUUAUGCAUCGAUUUUAAAUGAUUUGGUCUUUGGAACGAGCACGAAUAGAUACUCGGGAGUGGCUUGCAAGAAAGUCUACUUCUUGUGGAUUUGUCCUUCACACAAGCACUUCGAGUGGUUCAUUGAUGUUCUGAGGGAUGUUGAGAAGAAAGAUGUGACGAAUGUAUUGGAAAUUCAUAUUUUCAUAACGCAGUUUUUCCAUAAGUUCGAUUUAAGAACAACUAUGUUGUAUAUCUGUGAGAAUCACUUCCAACGUCUAUCAAAGAAGUCAAUAUUCACAGGCUUGAAGGCAGUGAAUCACUUUGGCAGGCCGGAUAUGUCAAGUUUCCUUAAGUUUGUCCAGAAGAAACACUCUUAUGUUUCAAAAAUAGGAGUCUUCUCAUGUGGCCCAAGGCCUCUUACUAAAAGUGUGAUGUCUGCUUGUGAUGAAGUCAACAAAACACGAAAGCUUCCAUAUUUUAUACAUCACUUCGAAAACUUUGGUUAAAGAGGGGAAAACAUUACUUGUAAAUUAUCAAGAAAAAUACUGCUCCUUAUCUAGAAGAUAAAAACGUCAUCACACUCAUUUUGACAACAUUUUUAUCUGUAUCCUCUUUGUUUCAGAAAAGAAAAUGUUGAAAAUAAUAAAACAAAUAAAAAUAUUCUAGUGCA